This is a messenger RNA of Pantherophis guttatus, 3070 nucleotides long. RefSeq names its product keratin, type I cytoskeletal 17-like. Gene Ontology annotation, molecular function: structural molecule activity. NCBI's taxonomy places the organism in Eukaryota, Metazoa, Chordata, Lepidosauria, Squamata, Colubridae. The record is from RefSeq and is a predicted model, not a curated record. Gene Ontology annotation, biological process: epithelial cell differentiation; intermediate filament organization. Gene Ontology annotation, cellular component: cytoskeleton.
ACUGUGCAUGCAUUAUUUUAAAGUCAUCAUGAUUUUCUCAGUGGUGGGUUUCUAUUGGUUUGCCCUAGUUUGAGCGAGCUGGUAACAGUGGCAAUGGGAGGCUCUACCCACCUGCCCGGACUUCAUCACAGAUGUCUGGAUAGUGCGCACAUGCACUCACAGUUCUGAACCGGUAGCAAAGGUGAAACCAUGCCUACUACUUUUUCCACCCACAGCAUGUCCUCUGGAAGCAUGCAAGGACCCAGGGGAAGACGCCUGCUUGCCUUAGGCAGGUCUCAGGCAGUGCCAAGUACCCACAGGGUUAUUGGGGGCAUGGCUGGGCUGUCAUAUGGUGAUGGGCAGGCAUUUAUGGACACAAAUAUUCUGGACCUGAAUGAAAAGGGCACCAUGAAAAAUCUGAAUGACCGCCUGGCUGCCUACCUAGACAAAGUGCUGUCCCUUGAGAAAUCUAACAUGCAACUGGAGCAGAACAUCCAAGAGCUGUACACAAAACGAGCAUCAGCUGGUAUCCAUGAUAUGAGUGCCUAUUUCAAUGCCAUGACCCAGCUAAAGUCUGAGAUUCAGACGGAGACUUUGAAAAAUGCUGGACUGCUCUUACAGAUUGAUAAUGCCAGACUUGCUUCUGAUGAUUUCAGGGUGAAGCUGGAAUCUGAGGUAGCCAUGCGCCUGUCUUUGGAGGGAGAUCUUGCGGGACUACGUAAGGCCCUAGAAGAAUUGAAUGCAAGUCGAGCUAGCUUGCAGGUGCAAGCUGAAAAUCUCCAAGAGGAGUUGGCCUGUCUCAAAAGAAACCACAAGGAGGAGGUGGCUCCUCUCCAGGGGCGUCUGGGGGGCACUGUCAAUGUGGAAGUUGACUCCAUGCCUGGCACCGAUUUACAAAAAAUCCUGAAUGAGAUCCGUGACCAGUAUGAGGGUGUCAUGGAGAAGAACCGCCAGGAAGCUGAAACUUUGCACCAAUCCCAGUGUGAUGCACUCAAUCAGGAGGUUUCUGACAGCACUGAAGCUCUACAGAGUGCUCAGAUGAAGAUGGUGGAGCUGAAACGGCUGGCCCAGGCUUUGGAGAUUGAGCAGCAAUCUCUUUGGAGCAUGAAAGGAGCCCUUGAGGGGACCUUGGCUGAGGUGGAAUCCCAUUAUGGGGUGGAGUUGUCACAGUUACGUAACCUUGUGGCUGCCCGGGAGGCAGAGCUGCUGCAACUGAAGUUAGAUGCCCAGAACCAAGCUGAGGAUUACAAGCGACUGAUGGAUAUUAAAAACAGACUGGAACAGGAGAUAGCAACCUACCACUGCCUUCUUGAAGGGUCUGAACCACCAUCUUCUCCAGAACCUUCGGUAAGCCGACGGGUGAAGACUGUAAUUGAAGAACUGGUGGAUGGCAUGGUGGUGUCAUCCCGUGUGGAGGAGGUGGAGCACCAGCUUUGAAAGAUGCUGCCUUCCCUAAAGCAGUGUUGGUAGCACAAGGAUGAUGGUGAUGAUGAGGAAGAGGGGAAAGGAAUAGAAGCUCUGAAUGAGUUUUUUUUUGGUUGAGCCUUUCAUUUUUUGCGUAGGUAUCUGUUGAUUGUGACUUUUGGAAUUAUUUGAAGUCUUUAAUUCUAAUUUCCACACCCUCCCUUGGAUUCUGUUGCAUAACGUGCUAAUCAUGUCUUGGAUCACACUUAAAAACCACAAUGCACCAUAAAGUGGCUUCCUUGGUUUUGUAUUAGUACAAGUAGUCCUCAACAUUUAACCAUUCAUUUAGUGACCAUUUGAAGUGACAAUGGCACUGAAAAAAAGUGACUAACGAUUGUUUUUCACACUUAUGACCCUUGCAGCAUCACCAUGCUCACUUGAUCAGAAGUCAGACCCUUGGAAACUGACUUUUGGUUAAGAUGUUUGCAGAGUCCUGGGGUCAUGUGAUAAUCUUUUGUGACCUUCUGAGAUCAGGGGGAAGUCAGAUUCACUUAACAACUAUGUUAUUAAUUUAUCACUUGCAGUGAUUCACUUAACAACUGUGGCAAAAAAUUCACUGAACAAAUGUGUUGCUUAGCAACAGAAAUUUUGGACUCAAUUGUGGUCAUAAGUGGAGGACUACCUGCAUAAUCUGAAUUAUGAAACAUUGGAAUAUCUAUUUUUGGAGAAUCAAUGGAUCCAGGUAUUAAGAAAUAUAAAAUAUGAUUUAAAAAUGAAAUGAAAUAAUCAGAAAAUAUUAUUUCCUGUUUAUUAGACACACUAAAAAUGGUUAAAAAGGGAUGGAUAUUAAAUUUUUAUGUUGGUGUUAUAAGAAAUUUUUAAAUCAAUGAUUUGGUCUUAUCUUCUUAUAUUUUUGAUUUGCAUUCAAAUUACUAUAUAUGUUAUUAUAAUUAUGGGAAAAGAUAUUAAAGUUAAGAACCUCAUUAUAUUCUGAACCAUAUUUCUAAAACAGGUUUUAUUAUUUCAUGAAAAGCUUUGGUUUACCAAGUCUGAGCUAUGGCAAAGUGGAUAAUUUUACAUGUUUGGAAAGUAUUUUACUCUCCUGAUGUUAAGAAGUGGCUCCAGAAUAUGAACUUGGUUUUGAAAAGUCUCUGCAUUCUAAAAAUGAGAAAAUGACACAGGAAUUGCUGCAUUGUCUAGAUUUAAUGAUAAGUUUAAGGAUUAAUUUUAUAUUAUUAUUUACGGCAAUUAGAUGGAUCUUUUUUCAGUUAUUUGUCAUCCCCCCCCCUCUAUUUUGUCAUAUUUAGUUAAUUUUAGUUACUACAGCAUGGUUUAGGUUUUCUUUCUUCAUUAACUUUUUUCUUCUAUUGGUGAUGUACAGUAUGAUUAUUGUUUAUCUCUCUCUUUAAAAGUAAAUUGUUUAAAACAAUGGUCUUCAAAAACCUAUUGUCUUGUUUUGUCUGGAAAAAAAAAGCUGCUAGUAUUUUUUUAAAACUGGGAAAAAUGUUCCAAAUGAGGGUUUGCUGAUUUUCUGUUGCUUCUGCCAACAAGGAGUUUUGCAUGGUUCUGCUUUCUGCUGUUUUUCACCUCCUAUACCUGUGAUGGCAAACCUAUGGCAUGCGUACCCGAAGUGGCACACAGAGCCAUGUUGCCUGGCAUGCGUGGUGUUGCCCAUUCCUCUUCUGGG